Messenger RNA from Durusdinium trenchii, 1636 nucleotides. The record is from the annotation of a GenBank genome assembly. NCBI's taxonomy places the organism in Eukaryota, Dinophyceae, Suessiales, Symbiodiniaceae.
CACUUUGUUCAUCCUUGUUCUACUUCCGUCCGGUCAACCGGCCGAACAUGGCAUCGCUUCCUGCUCCGCGUGCGGCUCCGCGUGUCGCUCCCCGUGUCCUGAGCGUGCAAUCGCACGUGGUUCAUGGCUAUGUGGGCAACCGUGCAGCAGUGUUCCCUUUGCAGUUACUGGGCUUUGAAGUUGACGUGAUCAACUCGGUGCAAUUUAGCUGUCACACAGGAUAUCCCAAAUUGGCAGGUCAAAGGGUCUCUGGAGAUGAACUAAGAGAGGUGGUAGAGGGCUUGUCUUACAACGAGGCUUUGGAUCACUCCUUUCUACUCACAGGCUAUAUUGGAGCAGUCUCUUUCUUGAAGGAAGUCUUGUAUCUUCGUCAGAAGUUGCCUGAGACUUGCUGCUAUGUUUGUGAUCCUGUACUAGGUGACAAUGGUCACUUGUAUGUACCUGAAGAGCUUGUGGCGGUCUACCGCACCGAUGUUUUGCAGCACGUGGCAAUACUUACACCGAAUCAGUUUGAGGCUGAGUUGCUGACAGAAAAGAAGAUUACCAACAUCCAAGAGGCGGUGCAAGCUUGCAAUCUGCUUCACUCAAAAGGCCCCAAAGUUGUGGUGCUUACCACCUUGGACGUGCCAGAUGCCACCAAAGGUGACAAUGUUGCGAUGCUUUUAUCAUGUGCCGGACAAAGGAAGUGGCUUCUCCGCGUACCUCAUAUCGGAGGUGGGCCAUUUACCGGCACCGGAGACCUAACAGCUGCGAUGAUUCUGGCCUGGACUCAUAUGAUGCCAGACGAGUUGCCCUUAGCCCUUGAAAAAGCUGCUGCUGUGCUGCAAGGCGUGCUUCGGAACACGGUGGCAAGCUCGAGCGCCCGCAUCAUCGCAGGCAAACGAGUUUCUCCAGAGCUGCGGCUCGUUGAGUCUAAAGCAGCCAUUGAGUCGCCCAGAGUCUUGCACCGCUGCGAGUUGGUGGAGCCUGUGAGCAUCAAAGGCGUUCUCUUUCAUGAGAUAGGGGAUGCUGAGAAACUUGUGAAUUGUUUAAAGAACUCUGGCCUAAAAGCGGCCACGGUUUCAGAACCUUUGAUGGAGCAUUUGAAACUUUGGGGACUUGAGGCUGAAGCUUCGAAUGUCUUGCUUGUCACAUCGUCCUUGACCUUCCUCCGUACUGCAUCGGGAUUCAAGACUGUGACCCUGCUCCAGAACAGUCUGAAUGGGGGUUAUAGCAAUGGAACCAAUGGCAACGGCGACAUGUGCACUGAUGCCUCUACGAUGGCAAGAGAGGCAGACUUCACCAUCAGUUGCCUGGAUUCUUUGCGAAGAAUUCUGCCCAUGGCUUCUUGCAGCCCAUAGUGCCGAAAGAUCGAAUAAACUAAGUCCUAGUAGCGUCCUUGUUACUACUAGUAAGGCACUUGUUACUAGAAGCGAUGCACUUGUUCCUAGUAGCGUCCUUGUUACUACGUGAAUAGGUUGGUCGGUUUCGACUUUACAAUUCAACUCGCAACCGCCUUUUGUUUCCUUGGGCGUCCAACAUGCCCGAGUAAGUACAGAGACGGGCGACGGGGAUGCAACCACCCUGUGCUGGUAUUCCCUACCACGCAGUGUAUCACUUCGUGCAUCUGACAUGUGCCCCGCAAAAGGGUGCUGCC